Besnoitia besnoiti is the source of this 4923-nucleotide messenger RNA. RefSeq lists its product as uncharacterized. Lineage: Eukaryota; Apicomplexa; Conoidasida; Eucoccidiorida; Sarcocystidae. Bases 1 to 4923 code for a protein of 1640 amino acids. The transcript has 4 exons. Gene Ontology annotation, cellular component: Cul4A-RING E3 ubiquitin ligase complex; membrane. Gene Ontology annotation, biological process: protein ubiquitination. The record is from RefSeq and is a predicted model, not a curated record.
AUGAGGCCUCUUCAGUGCCUCGCUUCGCGCCGCCGGCUGGCAGCCGUUAUUGUGUGCCUCUUCCUGAUGGCGAUCGUGCCUCCUCUCUCCUGCGCGAGCCGGCCGCCGGGCUCCGUGCCUCCUCCAGGCUUUGUCAGCUCCAACAGCAGUGCCGCCCUUUUUCCGUCUCCGGCAACUGCGCCGCAGGUUGGCGCUGCGUUGGCGCAGCCUUCGGUCUCCUCUGCAGAGGGGGCUUCGCUGGAGCGGGAGCCCGACUCCCUCGCUAGCCGACGGGGCGUGGCCCUGUCACGGGACUCUCCCCCGCAGCCGCCGCCAGCCGACGCAGGCGUUCAAGGCCUUCAGCGUCAGGCAGGCGUUCCUGCGCGCGUGGGCGGCCCAACCGGGCCGCAAGAAGACCCCAUCGAACCGGGUGCCCAGGCUGCUGCUGGAGGCGGCAGCGGCUUCCCGCGCGAUGCGACUCAGGGGCUCGCCAGCCUUGCGCAGCCCGACACCAGCCCCCAGCCGCCAGACCCGGCGCGUCUUUUAUUCCGCCACAAAGGGAGUGCGCCGCAGGUCCAAGAGUCCAGACCUUUGUGGGCAAAGACGUUCGCAGGCGCGGAUGCUUCGGGUGCGACCAUAGGCCACACAGUCUUGCCUGCCUCGGCUCCGACCAGGCAAAUAUCUCGCGCGGCCGUGGACCUUUUUCACGAGGGGGCGUUAACUGCAGCUGGCCCUACCGUUCAGCCCUCUCCAUACACCUCACCUGAGGCCACUUCCUACGGCGGCGAGCCUUCCCUGUCGCGGCCGACGUCCUCGGAUGCAGGGGAGGGGGGGAUCGCGUUGAGUGGCGCAGGAAAUGAGUCAGCAGCAGACCGCAGAGAGGGGCUUGAAGCCGCCGGCGAAACAGCAUCUGCGGGCGCGGGUGGAGCGCCCAGCGGCCCCUCGUCUGGCGCGGAGUCGGGUGUCUCUACACCGAUACCAGGCGAACGCCCAGCCGAGACACUGACCGAUGCAGACAAACUGGCAGUGAGCCGGCAGAGGCUCCAGGAGUUGAUUCGCGUCUCAAAUCAAGAGAUGGCAAUUCCGGAAGUUUCUUCGCCGGAGGGCAGCCCCGGGUUCGUGCUCUCCCAGGGUUCGUUUCCUCGCAUGCCUCCUGGCGUGGCUGCGGGCUCCUCCUUCCCAGGUCCCCCGCCGUCCUCGCCUGGGCCUGCGAGCGUCGAUGUCUCUACGGGCUCGCUGCCUGCCGCGCCUCAACAGGUGCGACCACCGGCCUCGACAGCCAGAGGCGCGGCGGAGGGGCUGGCGGCCCCGCUCUCGCCUACUCGGAACCCCGCGGAUGCCUCGUCUGCUUCAGCGCCGUCCUCUGCCUCAGGCGCUUCGUCUUUUCUGCCACCCUCUCCCUCCUCUGCAAGUUCAGGCGGCGGCGCCGAAGGCCAUCGGGGGGUUCUCGAUCUGCCGGGCUCCACAGCGGGCCUCCCGCCUGCGCAGGGCGCUCAGGAGGCAUAUGGCGUCGCGGAGACGAGCCUGGAGGGCCCAUCUUCGCCCCCGGGGAAAGCCGAGGAGGAAGCGCCGCCAGUGCUGCCGCACAGCUCGUUCAUCUCCGUCGCGCUUCUUCUUCAAUCGCUAUUUGUCUUUGCGAGUCUCGCGGCGGCCGGGGGCAUCGGAGGGGGCUCGGUCUUCGUCGCGCUGUUGGUCGGCCUGGGGCACAUGCAUCUCUCCUACGCCAUCCCCAUCAGCAAAGUAAUGGUUUUCUCCUCGUCGUUUUCGAGUUUUCUGCUGAAUCGAAAACUGGAGCGGCAAACGGCCGAAGACGCCCGGGCCGUCGCACAGGACUGGGUAGAUCUGCUGGUGCCGCUGGCGCUGUCUGGCUCUCUGGUUGGUGUUCUGCUGAACACGGUACUCCCGGCACUGUACCUGCUUCUAUUGCUGUCGGUGCUUCUUCUGGGCCUCUCGGUGCGAACGAUUGCGUCGGCACUCCGCAUUUGGCGCAGCGAACGAGAAGCCUCGGCGCAACAGCCCUUCGACGAAGUCCUCCUCCCGAGCCCGACGACUUCUCCACGCGGCGGCGCGUCCGCGGCUGCCGCGCCGUUCACGCCGACGUCUCGCCCAGCUUACCUCAUCGAUUCCCGUCUGCCGCCCGCGGCAGCGCCUCACGCCUUCGCAGUCACGGCGUCGCACAGCGCCAUUCCGCCGUUAGCUAUAUUCCCUGACGACGCGCAGGGGCCGGCGGGAGGGUCGCAGUCCGCGACUCCUGCGAGUCCCUUGCGUUAUCCUCCGUCCGUGCCUCGUGAGGAGCUGAGGACAUCCUCGCCCUCACAUGCAGCAGGCACUGAGUCGGGCGGGAUAUUCGGCCGUCCUCUGUGCGGCGACGAAGACGCCGAUGCGUGCCUUGAGGCUUCUGCGCACGCCGCCGCGGUGGACAUUGCAGUCGUGCUGCCAGAGGAGAUCGACGGAGACUCUCGGGGUCGCGGCGCGGAAGAGGAAACCAGUGGACUCGCGCGCGGAGGCAAGGCGGGCGGCCGCGCCUUCGCGGCCAAUGUAGACGCGGCGGAGGACGGAGACGCCACGGGCCAUCAUUUCGCAGCGAGCGCAGACGCGGGCUCGCAGCUCGGGGUGGUUUUGGCUCGGCUGCGCGAUGCUGGAGCGCUGACUGCAGCGCAUACCGAUGGAGCUCUGCCGGAAGGCGCAUACAGGAUCAACGAGAGCGACGCCGUGUACGAAGACGGCUGUGCAUUGCCCGAUGGCCUGGGUUUGCCCUUUCGGCCCCAGAUGCAGCGCGCCGCCCCAGAAGAAAAGGCAGAUAAUGACGGCGAGCCCGAGUCUGGCGGGCGAGGAAGCGACGAAGCUGGAGAGAGACGACCCGCUGCAGAGGCUGUCGAGGAAGCCGGGGGGUAUGCACAACACGGCAGUUGCGACGCGCGGGGGGACGGCGAGCGUGAGGCAGAAGGAACUGUCAGUGGACGCUCGGGUGGUACAGCGCCGGCUGACGACGGGGAGGCUGCUUUGAAUGGCCAAGUGUCCCGCUCAGCUGUUCUCCGCGCGCCGGUUGCUUCGCCCUGUUCGCCUUCGGCCCACGCCCGCUUUCCACGCUUUUACUCGCUAGAAGACGAAGAAGAUCUCUCUCACAUUUCGUCUUUCGUGUCUCAGGCUGAGGCAUCUGGCGCCGCGCUAGGCAGCCACCUGUCUGCUUCAUCGAUCUUCACCUCCUCGUCAGACCCCAGCGAUGCGGCGUUCGCCCCUUCCUCGGCCGCGCCCUUCUCGGCAGAGGCGGAUGGCGAGACUCGAGGCGCGUUCUCGAAGGCCCUCCACCUGCUGCGCUUCGCAUGCGAAGGCAUCGCUCCUUCUUCGCGGGCCGACCCCUACGACGACGCACUAGCGUCUUUCUCUGCAGCGUCCAUCGAGACUGGGAUUGACCCGACCUUGCUGCUGCCGUCAUCAGGGGGGGCGUCCGGGUCGGAUUUUCGGUUUGGUGCUUCUUCCGCGCCGACCGCGCCAUCAUCUUUUGUUUCAACUGAGCACCUCGCUUCCUACAGAGGCGUGUCUGAUGACGCCGCAGGCGAGGCCGUCCACGAGGGGCAACGCGAGAGGCGCGCGCGAGACCAAGGGCAGGGUGUCUUUGAAGGCCCUCUGCAUGCGCGCUCUUCCCUGCUUCGUGCGACGGCGGAUUCCUCUCGCUCUCUCCUUCGGUCUCCAGCUGCGGCGCUGCUCUCUCCGCUGACCAAGCUGCGUGCGUCCCCGGUCUUUCAGAAGGCGCAGAAAGCCGUCCUCGAAGCGGAUCGUCUGUGCUUCCAGGGUGGCGCGGAGACGCCCCACUACUUUGUCCUUCUUCUCCUCUUGGUCGUCAACGUCUUCGCAAGCUCGCUUCUGCAUUUGUUCCGCAAACACGAAAACCUCUGCGGUGCCGCAGUGACGGCGGGUGUCUCGCUCGUCCUGGGGGUAUACGUGCAGGCCCGACUGUCGAUGCGCAUCUUCGGAAAGCACGUGCCCGCUGGCGCUGCUCCAGCGCCCCCAACGCGCCAGGGGCUUCUGCAUGCGGCAGCGGCGUGCCAUGCGUAUGUGUUCAAAGCUGUGAAGUUCGGGGCGAAGCAGGCAGGCAGAGGGCUGCGCCGAUUAGCCGAAGGAGGCGCGACGCUUCUCCGAAGUGUGGGAAUUCUCCCGAGCUCCAUGGCGGCGUCGCAGGCGUUCCUGCAAGAGCGAGACAGUACCCGGGACUCGAUCGAAAUCGCCCAGCUGUCGUGUCGGGCACGCUUGCGGGACGCUGGCGGAAAUCCCUUCGUCCACGCGAUCGGCGACAUCCAAGAAAUCGAGUUAGCCGAGGACGGGGCAGGCCCCGAGGGCCUCGCGCUUGAUCUGUCCUCUCUGACGGGCGAUGGAGAGGGUCGCUGCGCUCCUCGGCCGUUGCCGGACACAAAUCCCUUCGCUCUCGAUCUUGGACCGCCUGAGCGCCAGUCUGCGCGGGCCGACCGCCGCAGCGGCGCGACUCCGCCCGUGUCGUGGUGUUCGCUCUUCUUCACAGGUCGCAGGCUUUCCCCCACAGUGGCGCUCCCUCCCCUGUUUGUGACGCCUGCUGUCGGUUUUUUCACAGGCGUCUUUGCGGGGCUCAUUGGAAUUGGUGGCGGAGUGGUGUUCUCGCCCUUUUUGCUCCUCAUGGGCAGCGACCCCGUCGCCGCCGUCGCAACGGCCUCGGCGUGUGUGGUUUUCACCUCUGCAUCCACGUCUCUCCAGUUUCUGCUCAUCGGGCGCCUGCCCCUGCUCUUUGCGUCUCUCUUCGGCGUGGUGGCAGCCGCCGCCGCCGCGACAGCCACGUGCGGCAUUCACAGAUUUCGAAGAGCCGUGGGGGGGCGCAUGAGCGUCAUCGCCGCUUGCGUUGCGCUAGCCGUAACUGUUGCGUCGGUGCUCACGAUGUGGAGAUGCGUCGAGACCGCUAUGUUUGGCGGACACUGA